AAUCAAAAGAUUUUUAAAUUUGCUUUGCUUUACUUUACCAAAUGCCGACACUUUUCACCUUCUCACACAUGAACCAAUAAUACAGCCCACCUCUCUUUUCUCUUCCUCUCUCUCCAUCCCAUCCCAUCCCAUCCCAUCUCUCUCUCUCUCUCUCUCUCUCUCUCUUCUAUGUGUCUACUCUGGUGGCUCAUCUCAUCGUAUUGCAGCAGAGGAAGAGUUGACACAGAUUGAAUCCAACGUCUGAAGGUGGGUAAACUAUGUGAUUUGAUUGAACUAGAAUUUGUGUUGAGUUUUCUAGUCAAAUUGGUUUUGGAAUUUUUCCAAGGUUGAGCCGAUUUUAGGGCUUGUUGCACGGGAUGAUGAUAAUGUUUGAUGAAAUGGGAUUUGGAGGAGAUCUUGAUUUCUUUUCUGCUCCGCUUGGGGAUGGAGAUUCGGCCGCCCCUCAAGCUGAACCAGAGGCUGUUGUGGACGAUGAUUACAGUGACGAAGAGAUUGAUGUGGAUGAGCUUGAGAGAAGGAUGUGGAGGGACAAAAUGAGACUGAAACGUUUGAAAGAAAUGAAUAAGGGUAAGGAAGGAGUUGAUGCUGCCAAGCAAAGGCAGUCCCAGGAGCAAGCAAGGAGGAAGAAGAUGUCGAGGGCCCAAGAUGGGAUUUUGAAAUACAUGCUGAAGAUGAUGGAAGUUUGCAAAGCCCAGGGCUUUGUUUAUGGGAUCAUUCCAGAGAAGGGAAAGCCGGUGAGUGGGGCAUCAGACAAUCUUCGUGAGUGGUGGAAGGACAAAGUGAGAUUUGAUCGUAAUGGCCCUGCUGCAAUAGCGAAAUACCAAGCGGAUAAUUUGAUCCCGGGGAAGAACGAGAGCUCAAGCGCAGUAGGGCCUACUCCACACACUUUGCAGGAGUUACAGGACACCACGCUUGGUUCACUUCUUUCAGCUCUCAUGCAGCAUUGCGAUCCCCCACAAAGGCGGUUUCCGUUGGAAAAAGGUGUUCCUCCACCGUGGUGGCCCACUGGGAAUGAGGAAUGGUGGCCUCAAUUGGGUUUGCAGAAGGAUCAAGGUCCUCCACCUUACAAGAAGCCUCAUGAUUUGAAGAAGGCGUGGAAGGUUGGUGUUCUCACUGCAGUGAUCAAGCAUAUUUCUCCCGAUAUUGCCAAGAUUCGCAAGCUUGUAAGGCAGUCUAAGUGCUUGCAAGACAAGAUGACAGCUAAAGAGAGUGCCACUUGGCUUGCAAUUAUCAAUCAGGAGGAAGCUUUGGCCCGAGAACUUUACCCAGAUCGUUGCCCCCCCUUAUUGUCCAGUGGUGGUAGUGGGUCUUUUGCCAUUAAUGAUUGCAGUGAGUAUGAUGUUGAAGGGCCUGAAGAUGAACCUAACUUUGAUGUUCAGGAGCAAAAACCCAACAAUCUCAAUUUGUUGAACAUGGGUAUGGAGAGAAUCAAAGAUAGGUUACCGGUUCAACAACUAUCUCAUCCGAUCAAAGAUGAAGUCAUCACUAAUUUGGAUUUCACCCGAAAGAGGAAGCCAACCAAUGACUUGAACACCAUUAUUGAUCACAAGAUCUAUACAUGUGAGUUCCUUCAAUGUCCUCAUAGUGAACUCUGCCGUGGUUUUCAUGACAGGUCAUCCAGAGACAAUCAUCAAUUGACUUGCCCAUUUAGAAGCAAUUCUUCGGAGUUUGUGCAUCCAAACUUCCAUAGUAAUGAAUUCAAACCGGUUGUCUUCCCUCGAUCUUUUGCUCAGCCCAAGCCAGCUGUUCCAUCAGUUAAUUCAAUCCAACCUUCCUUCGAUCUAUCAGGACUUGGUGUUCCAGAAGAUGGGCAGAAGAUGAUUAGUGAGCUUAUGUCAUUUUAUGAUGCUAAUAUUCAAGGAAACAAGCACUCAAAUUCUGUGAGCAUCCCAGUUACCAAAGGUCAGACUCUUUCGCAGGCUCUUCCUCAACCAAAUGUUCAUUGCCAACAGGAGAACAACUAUAUACUUGGUCAAGGGGCUGUGAUGGAGGGUGGUGGUAAUAUAUUUGAAGAAGCUAACAUGCCCGUUAACUGUCAGAUGUUUUCGCAACAGGAAGAUCGGUUCGACCAGGGGAAGGUUUUGAAUUCUCCAUUCGAGGCCAACCCGAAUGACAACUUCCAUUUGAUGUUUGGAUCUCCUUUCAAUCUCCAAUCAGUUGAUUACGCUGAGGGUUUUCCAGGAGUUGCAAGGGAUACACUAGCAAAGCAGGAUGUCUCGAUUUGGUACUAGAAAGAAGAUUGCUGAUAUGAAUAUCCACAGUAAUAAUAAUCCUUUAGGGUUUAUUGAACUCGGAUAUCGUUAUAGAUAGGGUCAAGUGAAAUAUUUUUUCCUUGGCCAUAUUUUAUAUGGUACUUGGCUUUUACAAUGUAGCUGUAGGGUUUGCAAGGGCUGGUAAUUUGCAGAAAUUGGGUAAUAAACAAGUGAAGUGGGACUUUGUCUAAUGUUUGACCCUGCUUUUGCAAUAUUUAGACUAUUUAGGUGUUAUAUAAAUAAAUUAGUUGUGUUUUGUGGUUGUUAGAUAUAUAGGUUGAAAACUUUGAAUUCUAUUGUGCUGUUUCUGUUGUUUGGUUUUGUUGAAUGGAAAAGCAGUUUGUCUCUUCACUCA
This is a messenger RNA of Camellia sinensis, 2607 nucleotides long. Its product is annotated as protein ETHYLENE INSENSITIVE 3. Gene Ontology annotation, cellular component: nucleus. Gene Ontology annotation, molecular function: DNA binding; DNA-binding transcription factor activity. NCBI's taxonomy places the organism in Eukaryota, Viridiplantae, Streptophyta, Magnoliopsida, Ericales, Theaceae. The record is from RefSeq and is a predicted model, not a curated record.